UGCGUGCUCGGGACGCUCGUAGAUGCAUAUUUCCGGGGCUACGACUGCAUCACCCUCGAAGAUGGUGUCGCAACGACCUCGCCUACUGGCGGCCUAGAAAAUGUGCUAUACAAUGCCACGAAUAGCUACGGAUUCGUGACAGAUACAAAGAGAGUGGAGGAAGCCAUUGCGAAGGCCGCUAGGUCCUGA
Postia placenta MAD-698-R-SB12 is the source of this 189-nucleotide messenger RNA. RefSeq lists its product as hypothetical. The record is from RefSeq and is a predicted model, not a curated record. The annotation marks the transcript as partial. Lineage: Eukaryota; Fungi; Basidiomycota; Agaricomycetes; Polyporales; Adustoporiaceae. The transcript is spliced from 2 exons.